GAAACCUCCCCUUUCUUGACCUGCAACUUCAUUCUUACUUUGUGAGCUUGACUCAGACUUUUUGCUAUUCUUGACCUGCAACUUCAUUCUUACUUUGUGAGCUUGACUCAGACUUUUUGCUAACUACCUUUCCUCAGCUUGUACUUCCAAAUCAACCAAUGACAUGACUUUUUUGAAUCAUUUGCUAAAAUGAUGUGUCCGUCGCAUUAGAUAAGACCGAGUAAUUAAUAAAGACAUGAUAUAUAGUAUAUGCUGAGAGGAGGAUGUAUUGAUCUAAAGAUUUAGACCAUUUCAUUGUGAGGUUAAAUUAUUAGUGUUUUUCCAGAGAUUAGUAUUAAAAGGGCAAAAAUAUGGCUUCAGCACCUUUAAACGAGGUUUGUCUAGCAGCUCUCACCCUUUCAAUUGUGUUUCUGACAAUUCUAUGGUACAAAUUGACCUCAAAUAUAUCACACAAGGAAGAAUCCAGGUUGCCACCAGGGCCUCGUGGCCUUCCAAUUGUGGGAUUCUUAACAUUCCUCCGCCCCAAUUUGCAUCACCAGCUCACAGAGUUGUCUCAGCAUUAUGGUCCAAUUUAUAAGCUGUGGCUAGGAAGUAAACUAUGUGUUGUGUUGAAUUCUCCAUCCUUAGCCAAAGAAGUGGUUCGUGAUCAAGACUCCGUUUUUGCCAACCGUGACCCUCCAAUUGCAGGACUAGUGGCCACAUAUGGUGGAAUAGAUAUUGGAUUUUCUCCCUAUGGCUCUUACUGGCGUGAUAUGCGCAAGCUGUUUGUGAGGGAGAUGCUAAGCAACAGGAACCUUGAGGCGUCGUAUAGCCUUCGGAGGCACGAGGUCAGAAAGACAAUCAGAAACGUGCAUACCAAGAUUGGGAACCUCAUAAACAUUUUUGAAUUGGCUUGUGUAACUAAAAUGAAUGUAGUCAUGAGUACGAUGUUCGACAGCAAUUUUGUGGAGAAACAUAGAAUAGAUGGAGCUGAGUUCAGGGAAUUGGUGGUAAAAUUUCUUCAAGUGAUGGGAAAGCCAAACAUAUCAGACUUCUUCCCUAUGCUUGCCAGGUUUGAUUUACAAGGAAUCCAGAAAGAGAUGGAGGCUGUUUUGAAGUCGGUUGACAGUAUAUUGGAUCCUGCCAUAAACGAACGCAUGAAGAUGCUUUCAGAGGGUGAAAUCUGGGGGAAGGGAAAGAAGGAUUUUUUGCAGAUCCUGUUAGAGCUAAUGGAGCAGAAAGACAUUGAGAUAUCAGUGGAUUUGGUGAAAAUAAAGGCCAUCUUGGUGGACAUUAUGAUUGGUGGGACUGACACUACAAUCACGACGAUCGAAUGGGUAAUGACGGAGCUUCUGAAUAACCCGGAGAUAAUGGGAAAGGUGCAACGGGAAUUGAAAGAUGUUGUAGGGAUGAAUAACAUUGUUGAAGAAUCCCACAUACCAAAUCUGCACUAUCUUGAUGCGGUUUUAAAGGAGACAUUACGUUUACACCCUGCAUUACCACUGCUUCUACCAAAGCGCCCGAGCCAAUCUGCAGUAGUAGGUGGAUACACAAUACCCAAGGGAACUAAAGUAUUCUUGAAUGUUUAUGCAAUUCAUAGGGAUCCUCAAGUGUGGGAGAGUCCGUUGGAAUUUCAGCCUGAAAGAUUCUUGAACUCCACGAAUUUAGACUAUGCUGGAAAUAAUAUGAAGUACCUUCCAUUUGGAUCAGGGAGGAGAGUGUGUGCUGGCCUUCCCUUAGCAGAGAAAAUUCUUAUGUUAAUAUUGGCUUCAUUGCUGCAUUCCUAUGAUUGGAAACUCCCAGAGGGUGAAAAUGUUGACCUUUCAGAGGAAUUUGGACUCGUCAUCAAGAAAAGCAAGAGCCUUUUCGCCAUCCCUACUCCCAGGUUACCAAAUUUCGAACUAUAUCAGUAAAAUCAAGAAACUGAAAGGAAGAUGAAAAUGUAGAUUUGAAUAAAGGGCCUUGACAUGAUUUUGCCUACUGGUUAUAAUAUCAAAGUGUACUAUUGUAUGAUAAGAGGCCAGCUAAUGAACACUGUAUUAUUUUAAAUGAAAUAUGUACUUUUAGUGCAAUGAUCCUAUCAAAGAGGAUAACUCCAUAGCAGUAUUUCAGUCGUUCUGAAAUUAGUUAUGCUACAAGGUUGUUUUGUCUUA
Messenger RNA from Lycium barbarum (goji berry), 2132 nucleotides. RefSeq names its product labd-13Z-ene-9,15,16-triol synthase, chloroplastic-like. Gene Ontology annotation, molecular function: heme binding; iron ion binding; oxidoreductase activity, acting on paired donors, with incorporation or reduction of molecular oxygen. NCBI's taxonomy places the organism in Eukaryota, Viridiplantae, Streptophyta, Magnoliopsida, Solanales, Solanaceae. The transcript has 2 exons. The record is from RefSeq and is a predicted model, not a curated record. The coding region runs from base 351 to 1892 and encodes 513 amino acids.